Rhodofomes roseus is the source of this 1117-nucleotide messenger RNA. RefSeq lists its product as uncharacterized. NCBI's taxonomy places the organism in Eukaryota, Fungi, Basidiomycota, Agaricomycetes, Polyporales, Fomitopsidaceae. The transcript is spliced from 9 exons. Bases 173 to 1090 code for a protein of 305 amino acids. The record is from RefSeq and is a predicted model, not a curated record.
CGGUGACGGUCGGCGGCUGAUGCGGCCGCAUCCGAAGCUCCCGCAUCCUCAGAGUCACCUCCUCAUGGGACGCGCACAGCGGGCGGCCCGGCAUCCAGACAGACGUUAGACUUAGACUCUAGAGUCUGUUGGAGACGGUGUCCUAUCCUACAGCGUCCUCCGCGCCGCACAGAUGGCAACCUGCAAUACUGGGCAUCAAGAACUAGCGACGGUCCUCUCGACAGGUCUGACCGUCGUCCUCGUCAUCUCCUUCGUAUCUCAGCACUACAAGAUAAUCUCGAGACGCCUCUCUCUCGGAUUCAGCCCAUGGUUUCUGCUACUCGGUGCUACCUCGUCCACCGGUGCCCUGUUGGACAUCUAUACGCUACAAUGGGGCGUUGUGAAGUGCUGCCGACACGUUAGCGCAGGGGUCUGUAUGGCAUCGUUGGGCGGGAUCAUACAAGUCUCUUUGCAAUGGAUUCUCUUUAACAUCACGUUCGUGCUGGUGCUGCUUUAUUUCCCUUCGGAGCGCAAAUUCACGACGAUGGAUGGCUCGCCGAGAAGAGAGACGGCGCGCUUUGAUCAUCGGAGCGUCGCCGGAGCUACCAAAUCGACCGACUGGCGCAAUAUGAAGAUAUGUGUCUGGUUGACGGCAGUGCAUUUCGUGCUGAGUCUCCUGUACACCGUUGCUAUCGUUCAUUUCGAGUUCGGCCCUAAUUACCCUACACCGCGGGUUGCACAGUGGAGCAAGUUCUUGGGGAUUUCGUCCGCACUACUAUCGAUCUUGCAGUACCUGCCUCAACUCUGGCGCACGUGGCAGAUUGGUUUGGUCGGUUCGUUGAGUAUACCCAUGAUGUGCUUCGAGGUGCCGGGUGCCACGGUCAUGGUUACCUCCAUCGCCCUUCGUGAAGGCACGGAUUGGACCAAUUGGGCGAUGUACGCUGCUUCUGGCGCCAUGGCUGGGCUGUUGCUGCUCUUAUGUUUGGCGUGGAAGGUCAGGCAAGCCAGACUGGGCGUUGAUGACUUCGGUAGACCGCUCAACAAACCCAUCGACACUCCCAAUCCCAGUGAAACAGCGCCCUUGUUGACCGGCGAUGUCCGUGCUGCGUAAUCCGUAAUUCAUUGUUCUAGUACUAGA